CCGAUGUCCCCUUGAAGUGGACCAAUGAGCGAGCGACAUCGCACUCGCCUUCUCAGAGCCUGAUUGGUCGGUUGGUGUUUUAGCACAGGAAGUGCACGGGUGUGUUUCCGAGGGGAGGAUCUUAAACUGCUACGAAGAACUUCCCUGAAGAAACCGACAGUGUUCGUACGAUGGAGCUGCGGCCACUUGUCAUGUGCUUUGCCCUCUGUGUGGUUUACGCCACCAGCAAACCCACAGAGAAGAAGGACCGUGUUCACCACGAUGAACCCCUCAGCAACCGAGAGCACGAUGAUGCAGAGAGCUUUGACUAUGACCAUGAAGCCUUCCUGGGACAAGAGGAGGCCAAGACCUUCGACCAGCUCACACCAGAGGAGAGCAAGGAGAGGCUUGGUAUGUUGGUUGAACGCAUAGAUGAGGAUAAGGAUGGCUAUGUGACAGUUGAGGAGAUGAAGAAGUGGAUCAAGCAUGCUCAGAAGAGGUGGAUCUACGAUGAUGUGGAUAGACAGUGGAAGAGUCAUGACCUCAAUGGGGAUGAAGUGGUGUCCUGGGAGGAGUACAAGAACGCCACAUAUGGAUACAUUCUUGAUGACCCCGACCCCGAUGACGGCUUCAGCUACAGGCAGAUGAUGGCUCGCGAUGAGAGGAGAUUCCAAAUGGCCGACCAAGACAGUGACAUGAAAGCCAACAAGGAGGAGUUCACAGCCUUCCUUCAUCCUGAGGAGUACGACCACAUGAAAGACAUUGUGGUGCUGGAAACUAUGGAAGAUAUUGACAAGAAUGGCGAUGGUUUAAUUGAUUUAGACGAGUACAUAGGUGACAUGUACAACCAGGAGGGAGACUCCACAGAACCUGAGUGGGUGAAGACAGAGAGGGAACAGUUUACUGAAUUCAGAGACAAAAACAAAGAUGGGAAGAUGGACAAGGAGGAGACAAGAGACUGGAUCCUGCCCAGUGACUACGACCAUGCUGACGCCGAGGCCAAGCAUCUGGUCUAUGAGUCAGAUGCAGACAAAGAUGGCCGUCUGACCAAGGCAGAAAUCGUGGACAAGUACGACCUGUUCGUGGGCAGCCAGGCGACCGACUUCGGAGAGGCUCUGACUCGACACGAUGAGUUCUAACAUCCACCUGCCUCCAAAGACUCUGUGUUCAUCUUGUGUACCACCUUACUCCUCCGACAGUGGAUGGAGUAUUUCAAACAGGAUGAUCCAAUGCCACGGACAAUAAUUUAUUUGAUUUCUUUGAAUGCGUUCCAUUGUACACACACGUUCAAAAUAAUGUGUACAUGCUUGGCCAGUGUGUGCUCAUGCUCAGUUGUGCGUAACAUUGGGAUAUAUCGCCAGCCUUUGCUCUGCUUCCACACACUACACUUGCCUUUUCCAGGUCAGGCGAGGGACAAACAGUGUUUAAAUUUUAUUUUAUUUUUUUGUCUUUUGAAAGGAUGAUUUUAUGAAAUAGCUAAGUUUUGUUUGAAACCCUGAUAGAACAAGUUUAGUCUUGCAGUAUACUGAAUAGUUUAUCGUACCGUUUCUUUUUGCAAUGCACUGGACUGUGAAGGGUAAAGCUGAUGUCUAGCCUUUAGAAUUUGUUCUACUCCUCUGUCUAGUCAUGUAAUCAGGCUCAAACUGAAAAUACUAGUUGCUGAUUCACUUGUACUUUGUUUUCAUGUCUUUAUUGAUCAUAAUGCGGUAAUGCUGGAGUAUAGGAUGUUUGAAACGAGGAGUAAAUAUUAAAUUACUGUGACAAUAAGGAUUAUUUGGACUAGUGCAAUACAGUAUCGUCAGUGGGACCACGCUGUAUCUGCUAUACUGGUCCCCAAAGCAUCCAUGUUAACACAAGCUGUGGGGUCCUGCAUAAGGGUGGGUUGUGCUAUGUGUUGGUUGAAGGAAUCCAGAUGAAUUUAGGGACUGAUGGAUACUUUGUCCUCGAAGCUGCCACCUUUCUACUUUCUCAUCACCUGAAUAGCGUGUGUGUGUGUAUGUGUGGGUGUGUGCAUAUAUUACUUGUAUUCUUAAUGACUGACUCUCCCUUUUUUUUUUGAUAUGUUUUGUAUGAUUCAGCUGAACUAAUUUGUGUGCCAAGCAAAAAUCUUUGUCCUGUUUUGUAAGCAGUUGCUUUUUUCCUUCAAACACUUUGCCCUCCUACAUAUGUUUGUUAUGCUUGUAUUAUCACUACCACCAUUUAUAACCACUGUUGAUAAUUUUUAUGAUAUAUGAUAUGGUUUUUUUACAGGCUCACUGCAGCGGCCACCCUUUCACUAGUGACUUUACUGUAAAUAAGUUGUUGGUCUGCAAACUGAGCACUCUAACAGUCAGGUCCAGUUUUUGUGAUUGAGAACAAUGUCUCAAUAAAAACAAAUACAAUUGGA
Messenger RNA from Siniperca chuatsi (mandarin fish), 2365 nucleotides. RefSeq names its product calumenin b (gene calub). The coding region runs from base 171 to 1118 and encodes 315 amino acids. The transcript is spliced from 7 exons. Gene Ontology annotation, cellular component: endoplasmic reticulum. Lineage: Eukaryota; Metazoa; Chordata; Actinopteri; Centrarchiformes; Sinipercidae. Gene Ontology annotation, molecular function: calcium ion binding. The record is from RefSeq and is a predicted model, not a curated record.